UAAUGAGCAUUAGAUUAUAAGACAUGAAGUUAUUUCUUAUUAAAGACAAUUCAUAAGUCAAAAUAGAAUUGAAACAACAAGAUGAUAUACUAUUCAAUCUCGUUACUUAAGCAGGUUUAUAUAUUAGAAUAGCUUUUUAGAUCGAUCACCAAUUAAUAUUUUGGUUCCAGUAAUUGAAGGCAAUUAACCUAUUACAAUCAAAGUAAAUGAUUAUGAAGCUGAAAUCCUUCCUGACAAUCUUGAAAUGUAGUCAACAUAUAAAUUGCUACUUGAAAAUGGGUAACUUAAUUAAGAACCUAUAUAACCUGGAGAUACUUUUGCAUUGUCAUUCAAAGUUAGAAGUGGUAAUACCAAUACUCAAGGAGCAACUGGCAAUUCAGCUAUGAAUGGAUCAACCCUAUCAACUUUAUAACUAACACAAUUGAGACAUAAAUUGGUUGAAUAAGGUAAAGGAACUUCAAUGUAUUAAUCUUCUUCUUCACUCAGACAUAGCAUACCUGAAGUAUCCUUUUCUAAAGCUCAAAGGUCAUUAUUAUUAUUAUUAUUUUAGAUUCGAUAAAAACUUAACUCUUAGAACUGAAUUCAAUUACAGUAUUCCUGAUACUAUAGGAUCAUAAGGCAGAUCAACUGGUUUUGGAUAUGGCAACAAAUUCAUUUCUCCUUUAUAUGUUCAAAGGAAUGCUGAAUAGAAUCCACCUCCUGAUGCCUAUUUCAACGAAGAAAUCAAAUAGCCAACCUAAUAUAGAAAAACUAAUUGGUCUUAGAGUGAAAGAUUUAAGAUGUCUCAUACUGUUCAAGGACCUAGUCCUAACUCUUAUGAAGUUACCUAAUUGAUUGGUUCAAAUAAAGUAAUUAUAAAAUAUAUAAUGAUAGCCUGCCUGUACUAUUGGAGCUAGAAUAAAACCAUUAGCUACUUUUUAAGAGAAGGUUCCUGCAUCAAAUACCUAUGAGAUUAAAACUUAGAUUAUUGAACCUUCAAGAUUUAAUAAGAUCUCUCUUGGGUAUGGCAAUAAGUCUGAUUUCACUAAUAAUGAAAAGACUCCAGGACCAGGUACAUAUGAAUAACCUUCAGUUUUUAAAAAUAUGUCUACUUCCAUUUUAAAUAAUGGAACAUUAAGAACAAAUGUAAUGAGAAAAUGA
Messenger RNA from Paramecium pentaurelia, 1140 nucleotides. The record is from the annotation of a GenBank genome assembly. Lineage: Eukaryota; Ciliophora; Oligohymenophorea; Peniculida; Parameciidae.